UAAUAAUUAUUAAAAGUAAAACUACGGGAACGUUUAAUUUCUUUAAUUGCAUUCGUUGCUAACGAGUUUAAUACAAAUCAAGUCGCAAAAGAGGAUCAAACGUAAAGUUAUUAUUUAACGGUUUAACGAUUAUAUGAAUGACAAGACACUGUAUCAUAGAUACCUAAAGGUAAAAUGAUAUAAACAAAGUAUUCGUUACGAUAUUUCGGAACGGAUCUGUCCACGAACACGUGGAGAAGCUCGUGAAGAUUACUUGACAGUAACGAUGACGACAAAACUCUCUCUAAGCUCGAUCUCUGCACCUAAUGCUCUCGUCGCACUGUACUGUUGUGUAUCUCGAGGGAAGUCACAAUGCCCAAGCACUUCGCACGGUCACUUUGCAGAAAUUUCACACAGUGUACAAAAAGAAAAAAUCUCUUUUCUUUGCUUUUCUAUCGUUCUUAAUCACCGCCUUGUUGCAACAGAGAACGCAAGAUCACGAGAACGAUUCAAAGGCAAUGCUAUAUGUAUACCGUUCGGUUGUUCUCCGAUGCAUUGUCCUUGGGUUUUGUCGAUUUCAGGGAAGGAAGCGAGACCUUUGGCGGAUUGUCCGGGAUGCUGCGACAAAUACUCUCACCUUCGCCCGAGACGGGAGAUAUCGGUUUACCCGUCAGUUGUACCUUGCUUCAGAACAGCUCUAUAUUCUCCAAUCAGUCGUCGAUGAUGCCUACGACGUACCAAACCGUCCAUUCCCACAUGCCGUCCAUGUGUCCCGAUCAGAAUCUCAUGGAUCACGUACAGAUCAUCGUCGAGUCCCAUCCGUGUCCCACUUGCGGGCUCGAGUUUCGAAGCUCGCUGAAACUGAAUUAUCACAUAAGAACCAGCCAUACCGCUUUGCCAGAAUUCGAUCACAAUUUAGAGAACCCGGUAAGGUACUCGUGCAACGUUUGCUCGCGGAGUUUCUUCGCCCUGAGUCACCUGAGGAUGCACGAGGUGACGCAUUCGGCGCCCGCGACCUCUUGCGCGCCGGUACCGACGAUAUCGACGUCGAACGUCGAAAAAACGUUCGCCUGCGAUCGUUGCCAGGCCAGCUUCCGUUACAGAACGCUCCUGGAGCGUCACAGAAGGAUGCACGAGGUCGGACAGGAGAAGCCAUACUCCUGCCCCAGGUGUCUGAUGCGCUUCGAGACGCGAAAUCUGUAUAAUCAUCACGCGAAAACACACAAGCCGAUUCUGCCGGGCAACGAUAGAAUCAUCGAUACCGUUGUUUCUCACGGUGAUCCGGUCACCAGCAGUAUUAGCGGCACCGUGGCGUCGUCGAACAAAUCGAUAGUCUCGUACCCGUGCGACUCGUGCUCGAAGCAAUUUGCCAGCAUCGAGUCUUUGACCACGCAUAAGGCCGUGCACAGGUCCAGACCGCUUGUUUGCGACGUCUGCGGCAAAGGUUUCACGCAUCGCAAAUAUUACGUGGUGCAUCAACGCAUCCAUACCGGGGAAAGACCGUAUCUUUGUGCCAUGUGCGGGAAGUCGUUUACACAGGCGUCCACGCUUACCGUCCAUCGUCGAUAUCAUACCGGUGAAAGGCCUUAUACCUGCACACUUUGCGGUAAAGGAUUCGUUACCAGAACGAUUAUGCUUAAUCACAUGAAAAAACACUGAAGAGCUCUGGGUUCGGUAGGUUCUGCGAGGAGAUAAUUGUUAAUGCACAUUUGAAUGUGCGAGACACUGAUUCAUGCUUUGUUACAGAGGUUGAUUAUUUCUUUAAGUUGGGAGUUAGUUUAUCGUUGAUUAAAAGUUUAAUCUGUUAUAGUCACAAAACGGUGGAAACGUUCAAUACUCGUAUUUGUUUCUAGUCGGCAAUAGGAAUAGAGUGUUAGGAUAAACUAGAUAGGGAAAUCGAAAUGUUUUCUUUCCAUGUGUUCGUAUCGCAUUUUUGACGACUUUAGUUAGAAAGAUAAAUUUUGUUUAACGAACUCGGCGAUAGCUUGUUUAUUAUAAAAUUGGAUGUUAGAUUGCUUAAAAAUUAAUAA
This is a messenger RNA of Colletes gigas, 2009 nucleotides long. Its product is annotated as gastrula zinc finger protein XlCGF26.1-like. Gene Ontology annotation, cellular component: nucleus. Gene Ontology annotation, molecular function: DNA-binding transcription factor activity, RNA polymerase II-specific; RNA polymerase II transcription regulatory region sequence-specific DNA binding. NCBI's taxonomy places the organism in Eukaryota, Metazoa, Arthropoda, Insecta, Hymenoptera, Colletidae. Gene Ontology annotation, biological process: regulation of transcription by RNA polymerase II. The transcript has a single exon. The record is from RefSeq and is a predicted model, not a curated record. The coding region runs from base 505 to 1638 and encodes 377 amino acids.